Solea solea (common sole) is the source of this 2114-nucleotide messenger RNA. It is a transcript of the gene dhcr24, whose product is annotated as 24-dehydrocholesterol reductase. The coding region runs from base 121 to 1674 and encodes 517 amino acids. The record is from RefSeq and is a predicted model, not a curated record. Gene Ontology annotation, molecular function: FAD binding; Delta24(24-1) sterol reductase activity. Gene Ontology annotation, biological process: steroid metabolic process. Gene Ontology annotation, cellular component: membrane; cytoplasm. The transcript has 9 exons. NCBI's taxonomy places the organism in Eukaryota, Metazoa, Chordata, Actinopteri, Pleuronectiformes, Soleidae.
GUUUUUUGGGCUCGGGAUAAUCGAUAGGAUAGUUUUACCCACAGGAGAGGAGCUGUGGUCAGCGGCAACUGCUGUGGAAAGUGGCGUGUGGUGUUUUAGUUGGAAGUGUGUGCAGACACGAUGGCUCCGCUGUUGUAUUUAGGAGGUUUGGUCUUGGUGUUUCUGCUCUGGAUCAAAGCUAAAGGUCUAGACUACGUGAUCGUUCACCAGCGGUGGAUAUUUGUCUGCUUGUUCCUGCUGCCGCUCUCCGUCAUAUUUGACGUGUAUUAUUAUGUGCGGGCAUGGCUCAUUUUCAAGAUGUGCUCUGCGCCAAAACUGCACGACCAGCGCGUGCGAGACAUUCAGCGACAGGUGCGUGAGUGGAGGAAGCAGGAGGGUAAGAAGAACUACAUGUGCACUGGUCGUCCCGGCUGGCUCACAGUGUCUCUCAGAGUGGGAAAGUACAAGAAAACCCACAAAAACAUAAUGAUCAACAUGAUGGACAUUCUGGAGGUGGACACAAAGAGGCAGGUUGUUAGAGUUGAGCCACUGGCCAACAUGGGCCAGGUGACUGCACUCCUCAGUUCUAUUGGCUGGACACUGCCGGUGGUGCCUGAGCUGGAUGAUCUUACUGUGGGUGGCCUGGUGAUGGGUACAGGCAUUGAGUCGUCCUCUCACAUUUACGGACUGUUUCAGCACAUCUGUGUUGCAUUUGAACUAGUCCUAGCUGAUGGCAGCUUUGUACGCUGCUCUGAGGAGGAAAACUCAGACCUGUUCCACGCUGUCCCCUGGUCCUGUGGUACUCUGGGAUUCCUGGUUGCAGCUGAGAUUAAAAUAGUCCCUGCAAAGCAGUGGGUGAAGCUGCACUAUGAACCAGUGAUAGGGCUGGAGAACAUCUGUAAACGCUUCACUGAAGAAUCGGAGAACAAGCAGAACACAUUUGUCGAAGGCCUUCAGUACAGUCUGGACACUGCUGUCAUCAUGAGCGGAACCAUGACUGACCACGCAGAGCCUGAUAAGAUCAACAGAAUUGGGCUGCACUUUAAACCCUGGUUCUUCAAACACGUGGAGGGUUACCUGAAAAGGGGCAAAGGUGGAGUGGAGUACAUCCCUCUGAGACAGUACUACCACAGACACACACGCAGCAUCUUCUGGGAACUUCAGGACAUCAUCCCAUUCGGCAACAAUCCGAUCUUCCGUUGGCUUUUUGGGUGGAUGGUUCCUCCUAAGAUCUCUCUGCUGAAGCUCACACAAGGAGAAACCAUCAGACGGCUUUACGAACAGCACCACGUGGUUCAGGACAUGCUGGUACCCAUGAAAUCUCUGCAGGAGGCCAUCACACGCUUUCACCAGGACAUCAAUGUUUACCCUCUGUGGCUGUGUCCUUUCCUGUUGCUGCCAGGCAGAGGGAUGGUUCAUCCCAAAGGUGAAGAGGAGGAACUGUAUGUGGAUAUCGGGGCUUACGGCGAGCCAAAGGUCAAACACUUUGAAGCUAAAACAUCAACACGUCAGCUGGAGAAGUUUGUGAGAGAUGUUCAUGGGUUCCAGAUGCUGUAUGCAGAUGUUUACAUGGACCGGGAGGAGUUUUGGGACAUGUUUGAUGGGCGACUGUAUCACAAACUGAGAGAUGAACUAGGUUGUAAGGAUGCCUUUCCGGAGAAUUAUGACAAAAUCUGUAAAUCUGCUCGACACUGAGCCUCAUCACUGGCACCUAAGCUCAUUUUACCUCAACGCACAAUCUGGAUUUUACACCUGGUGACAGACAACUUGUUUAGGGACAUUUUUACCAAAGCACAAGCCUUUUUUACAUUAACAUCCUUUCUGUAAGAAAGUUAUUCAGCCUUCUCCCCCACAAAAAAGAAAAAAUUCAUAGUUUUCGACCACCAUACUCACACAGCUCCUCUUUGAUGGACAGAGGACUGAUAAUUCAACUAUGCAGUCCUCCCAAAGGUCAGCUCUAUGUAAUGUAUCAGCAGAGAAAGGCCUCCAAAACCCUUUAAAUAUCCUAACUCUGGGACUCUUAGGCAAACUGACAGAGGAUGCUCAACUGUUAACAACUAUUUGUUCAUGUUCGGCAUUGUCUCAGUUCUCUUCAGAUCUGAGCUGCUUCCAAUAAAGCUUUUCAUCUUAACUCA